UUGCAUUCCUGGAGGUGGGUUUUGUAGACGCAAUCAGCAACUUGUAAGGAUACCAUCAAAAUGCCAGCAAAAAGAGACAAGGAGUUAGAGGUGCAGGCCCUUGACUGGAUCGAGGCCAACCUGGGGGAACCCGUCGACAGGAAAACCCCGUACGAGGAUGUCCUGAGAGACGGCAUCAUUCUGUGCAACUUGAUGAACAAACUGAUGCCCGGAUGCAUCAAGAAGAUCGACAAGAAAGGAGGCGGAUUUGCGCUCAUGCAGAACAUUGAGCGAUUCCAGGAAGCCGCUAAAAAGUAUGGCGUCCCUGUCAACGAGGUGUUCCAGACGGUGGACCUGUGGGAGAGGAAGAACAUCCCCCAGGUCACGCUCUGUAUUCACGCCCUGGGACGAGUCGCGCAGACUCGGCCAGACUACACCGGACCAGUGCUGGGACCAAAGAUGGCCGAGAAACAGAGUCGGGAGUUUACGGAAGAUCAGCUCAGGGAAGGGAGAAACGUAAUUUCCUUACAAUACGGAAGUAACAAGGGCGCAAGUCAGGCGGGACUGAACAUGGGAAAACAGCGAAUGAUCAACGACUGAAGGAUUAGGUCCGAGGGGCUCCGAAAGUCUCGUUGACAUUAUGAUUUCUUUUAAGUUUCAUUAGACGAUUUAUUUUAUGCGUAACAUAUCAUACAUGUUUUGUUUUCAUUUGUUUUAGAGUUUGAAUGAUUUGCCUUCGGUUUAUACAUUGUACGUAGGACUUGUAAUGAGAAGGAAUUAUAGAUGUAUUAGACUGAAAUAAUGUUUGUUGAACAUUGAGUUUCUUUUUAACGAUAUUCCUUAUCGAUGGUUUUUAUGAAGAGAAAUUAGUGACCACAAUAAAACACAUGAAGC
Molecule: messenger RNA, 873 nt
Organism: Magallana angulata
Lineage: Eukaryota; Metazoa; Mollusca; Bivalvia; Ostreida; Ostreidae
Product: myophilin-like
Exons: 5
Coding region: 61-579 (172 amino acids)
Molecular function (GO): protein binding
Source: RefSeq, a predicted model, not a curated record